GAGUGGAGGAAACGGAGGAGGAGGUGGGUGAGAGGGGCGAUAUGAAACGCGUGUGUUUAUGUCUCCUUCGUUACCCGUUAUCUGUGACUGACCACCGGCUCAGUUUCACCUGUACGAACGACCUUGCAAUUGCGACCGAAAUUCUUCUAACGAGGUUUCCAUGGAGGAGCAGUUUGUCGUUUUAUCCGUGAGGGCUGAAUUUGGUUCCUAUUGGUGUCAAGAUAUUUCGGGAUAACAGGUCAAGCUCCUCUCUCUCUCGGAGAACACAAGUGCCAUUUCAAAGCUUAUUGGAUGAAAGUCUCAUUUACCCCUGGCUGCCAAAUAUGACGUUGCCAUGGAAACAGCUUCUACUGUUAUCAAUCAUCGACUGUUUGACAGAUUGCCUGGACAGUGGAUCAUUCCAUGGUCCGAGAUGGAGAAUGGAGCCGGGUGAUUUGUUCAUUCCCAUUGACUCCAUAGAAGAGGAAGCUACUCUGACUUGUGACGCAAAGGGAACACCAUCUCCUCAGUACAGAUGGUCACUGAAUGGGACUCUCAUAAAUCUGGGUCUGGAUCGUCGGCGGCGUCUGUCUGGGGGCAACCUCAUUAUAAGCAGCCUGGACCGCUACCAGGAUGUAGGGAUGUACCAGUGUAUGGCCUACAACACAGUAGGAGCUAUCCUCAGCAGAAGAGCAAGUCUUCAGUUUGCCUACUUAGAUCAUUUCAAAGUUCACACCAGAAGCGCAGUGUCCGUCCGAGAGGGACAAGGAGUGGUGUUGCUUUGUGGAUCGCCCACUUCCUCAGGAGACCUUACUUAUGCAUGGAUCUUCAAUGAGUACCCGUACUUCGUUCAGCAAGACAAUCGGCGCUUCGUCUCCCAGCAGACGGGAAACCUUUACAUUGCCAAGGUGGAGCCCUCUGAUGUGGGCAACUACACGUGUGUAGUGAUGAACAGCAUCACAAAGGGCAAGGUUCAGAGCUCCCCCACGUCUCUGAUCCUCAGGACAGAUGGAGUGAUGGGUGAAUACGAGCCGAAAAUAGAAGUUAAUUUCCCAGACAAUGUACCCGCCGCGAAAGGAUCAACAGUUACGCUGGAAUGUUUCGCCCUUGGGAACCCCGUCCCAGAAAUCACCUGGAGGAGGGCCAACGGCGUUCCCUUCCCCAGCAAAGUCAAAAUGAAGUACUCGAACGCCGUGCUGGAGAUUCCCAGCUUUCAGCAGGACGACACGGGCGGUUACGAGUGCGUGGCCGAGAACAAGAUGGGGAAGAACACAGUCACCGGUCGGCUGGCUUUUUAUGCAAAGCCUCAGUGGGUCCAGACAAUGAAAGACACGGCUCUAGCCAUUGAGGAGAGACUUUACUGGGAGUGUCGAGCCAACGGCAGGCCCAAACCCUCCUACACGUGGCUGAAGAACGGCCAACAGCUCCUCUCAGAGGACAGGAUCCAUGUGGAGGACGGAGUCCUGUCAGUGUCUGCGCUGACCCUGUCUGACGCUGGCAUGUACCAGUGUGUGGCUGAGAAUAAACACGGUGUCAUAUAUUUUGCUGCUGAACUAAUGGUUUUAGCUUCUCCUCCAGACUUCACAGGGAACCUCCUCAGAGCUUUGCUCAAAGCCAAGACAGGAACUACAGUGACUUUAGAAUGUAAACCCCAGGCCUAUCCCAUCGCUAGCAUUUUAUGGAAGAAAGGCAACCUGCCAAUCCACACAAAUGACAGGAUCACACUGUCCCCAGAUGGAACGCUGAGGCUUGCCAACGUGAGCAAGUCUGAUGCAGGCAGCUAUACGUGCUUUGCUAGGAAUAGAUUUGGCAUGUCAAGUACAACUGGAAGGCUCCUUGUUACCGAUCCAACCAGAAUCAUCCAGGGGCCAGUGGACACAGAGAUCAUUGUGGGCGAGAGCAUUGUGUUACCCUGCCAGGUCACCAGCGAUCCCGUCCUUGAUGUUUCUUUCUCCUGGGCCUUCAAUGGACAGCUCAUCGCCAAGGGAGACGGUCACUUUGAAUUUGUGGGUGGGAGAACAGCAGGAGAUCUUAUGAUCAGGAACAUUCAGCUUUACCAUGCUGGCAAAUACAUCUGUGUGGUGGACACGGACGUGGAGAGUCUAUCAGCCGUGGCUGUAUUGAUUGUGAAAGGCCCUCCCAGCCCUCCAGACUCAGUGACGGUGGAGGAGGUGACAGACAGUACAGCCCAGCUGGCGUGGAGCCCCGGCAGAGACAACGGCAGCCCCAUCACCAAUUACCUCAUUCAAACCCGAACUCCCUUCACUGUGGGCUGGCAGAGGGUUAACACAGUCCCGGAGAUGAUUGAUGGGAACACACUGACAGCCACCGUGGUGGACCUCAAUGCCUGGGUUGAAUAUGACUUUCGGGUACUGGCAAAAAACAGCGUUGGUGUCGGAGAACCCAGCCCAGUGUCCGUGAAGACCAGGACAGAGGAUGCAGUUCCAGAUGCAGUGCCAGGUGAUGUGGGUGGAGGUGGUGGAAGCAGAUAUGAACUGGUUAUCACGUGGGAGCCUGUUCCCGAAGAACUACAGAAUGGUGAGAGCUUUGGUUACAUCAUCGCUUUCCGCGCCUUCGGAGAAGCUAGCUGGACUCACGUGGCCACCUCCGCCCCUGGCGCGUCGCGCUACGUGUACCGCAACGACAGCAUCGCGCCCUUCUCUCCGUUUCACGUUAAGGUUGGCACUUACAACAGCAAAGGACAGGGUCCCUUCAGCCCCGUGGUCACCAUCUACUCUGCGGAGACAGAGCCAAGUGAGAAGCCAGCGGGAGUUAGGGCCAGAAGUGUCUCAGCCUCUGAGAUUGAGGUGAAUUGGCAGGCUCUCUCCUUCAUCCCUGAAAGGGUUCUGGGCUAUGAGGUGGCUUACUGGGAAGAUGACACUAAACCAGAGACCAUGGGGAAAGUUAGAGUGCCUUGGAACCAAACCUCGGCCACAGUGGGUGGCUUGGCAGGAAAUACACAGUAUUUCCUAACAGUCAGCGCCUUCAAUACAGCAGGCACUAGCCCAUUCCUCCCUGCAAUCAAUGUCACCACAAAAAAGCCACCACCUUCCCAGCCGCCAAUGAAUGUGGGAUGGAACCUAAUGGGCUCUCAGCUGUCUGUUUACUGGGAACCUGUGGUGGCAAUGGAAUCAGAAUCAGAAGUUUUGGGCUAUCAACUGUCAUACCAUAGGCAGCGACACAAAGAGGUAAUCACACUCACAACAGUCAAUGCAACAGCAGAGCUGACCCUCCCUGAGGACGAUGAGGAGUACAUCAUCUUUGUGCAGACACUGAGUGAAGGAGGAUUAGGGCCGGCAUCAGAUCCCAUACGAAUCCACCAGCUAAGUAUGAGCGCCCGUGGCUCCAGAGCCUGGAGUGUGGAGAUCUCCCCCCUCUCCCUGUUCCUCACCAUCGCAAUAUCCUCAUUCAGGUCAUCGUUGUGACACAAACAGACUCUGCUCUGUUUUUCAGCAUUCACUAUUGGCUCUUGUUUUGUU
Molecule: messenger RNA, 3458 nt
Organism: Pundamilia nyererei
Lineage: Eukaryota; Metazoa; Chordata; Actinopteri; Cichliformes; Cichlidae
Gene: cntn3a.2
Product: contactin 3a, tandem duplicate 2
Exons: 23
Coding region: 324-3404 (1026 amino acids)
Biological process (GO): brain development; axon guidance; cell-cell adhesion
Cellular component (GO): axon; plasma membrane
Molecular function (GO): cell-cell adhesion mediator activity
Source: RefSeq, a predicted model, not a curated record